AGUUCACUCCUCCUGAGCUUUGGGAUAGACAGCAGCAGAGACUUCAAGACUGCUUGAUUCUUCGAUUAUAUCUCGUGGUAGUAGCCAUGACGACGCUAGACGACAAGCUCCUGGGGGAGAAGCUGCAGUACUACUGCAGCAGCAGCGAGGACGAGGACAGCGAUCACGAGGAUGAGGAGGCCGGCCCCAAGACCAUCCGCGACCAGGCCGCGCUGCCGCCCCCCGAGAUGGACUACAGCCCAGACGGCAGUGCCGUCAACACAGGGCCAAAGGGUGUGAUUAACGACUGGCGUAAGUACAAGCAGCUGGAGACGGAGCAGCGCAAGGAGCAGAAGAGGGAGAUGGAGAAGCUGAUCAAGAAGCUGAGCAUCACCUGCCGCUCGCACCUGGACGAGGAGAAGGACAAGGAGAAGGAGAAGCAGCUGCAGGACAAACUCCGCGGCAAGCUGUCAGGCAAGCCGGUAGAGGAAGAGGAGGAGGAGGACGCGGACGACGAGGAGUUCCUGGAGCAGUACCGGCAGCAGCGCAUGGCGCAGAUGCGUCUGGCGCUGUCGGCCGGCCGCCACUUCGCCCAGGUGGUGGACAUCGGCAGCGGCGAGGACUUCCUGCGCGCGGUGGACGAGGAGGGCCGCGGCACGCUGGUCAUCAUCCACAUCUACGAGCCCGAGGUGCUGGCCUGCCAGGCCAUGGAGGGCUGCAUGGUGUGCCUGGCCGGCCAGUACCCGCAGGUCAAGUGGUGCCGCGUGGCCGGCUCCGACAUUGGCACCAGUGAGCAGUUCCGCGCCUCGGCGCUGCCCGCGCUGCUCAUGUACCGCGGCGGCGAGCUGGUGGGCAACCUGGUGCGCGUCAGCGACCAGCUGGGCCACGACUUCUACGCCACCGACGUGGAGGCCAUGCUGCAGGAGUACGGCCUGUUGCCCGACAAGUACGCCCAUACCACGGCGGCAGGAGGGGCCAACGCCAACGGGAGCAUCCGCAACAGCAACAUCACGCAGCCCAGUGACUCCGACAGCGACUUGGACUUGGACUAGACCCAUUACACACAUACACGCCAAUGCAUUCUACUCACCUGAACAUACCGUAACCUGGGGUGUUUCUCGACAGCGUCGUUGCCCACCAAGUUAGCAACUUACUUGGUUGCAAUGCAUUUGCCCUUUGGCAACAUGCUUAGUUGGUAACUGGUUAGCAUCGACACUGUCAAGAAACGCGGCCCCUGGAGACGCUUUCAAGAGUUCAUAACAUCACGCAGCCCAGCGACUUGGACUUGGACGAGACCGGUCGGUCUCAAAGCGUAUGCGUAUGGGUAUUGUACAUACACGCGCCUAAACAUUCUGAACCAUUGCAUACCAUAACCCGGACACACACGUUCUUAAGAGUUCACGCUGUAUAUGCACAGCAGUCACAAGCAGAGAUGAUGAUGAUGAUGAUGAUGGUGGUGGUUGUGUUGUGUGGUCAGUCUUGCUUGGCUGAGGUGGAUGUGUUUUCUGCUGGCAAGACCGACCAAGGAAGGGGGACCAUUAGUUAACAAUUUAAGUUUUGUUUUGUUUCUAGUUCUCUUGCGGAAGUGUAAUGUUUCAGUCAUAUUGUGUUUCCAUCAGCUCUGUUUUGCUCAGGAUUGCAUUUUUUGGAUGUAUCGAAGUAUCCAGACUGUAACUUUUUUUCUACAUAUUCUUAUUGUUAUUAUAAUUAUUGUGAUAUUGUAAGUUUCAUUCCUGUUAUUUAGAAUAAUGGUUGGAUCUUCUAAGUGAGCAGGUAAUUAGGACCGGUCCUCAUCAUUGAAAGAUGUUUAUUUAAUCUGAUGCAGCCAGGGCCAUAUAGACAACUGUAGUGAAGUUAGCUAUCGCCUCUCAGUUCAUUUCAUGUAACAUAGAACUGUUCUUAUGCAAUUCCUGUAUUCGUAUCAUGCUUGCUCACUAAUCUCAAGACCUUGCCCUUUCUUCAUGUACACACCAAUAACAUUGCAUAUUAUGCUAAUCAUUUUUAUUGUUAAUGCUUAGUUUCUGGAUCCUAACGAUUCAGUUUGUGUAUGCGAGAGGGACCCAAUGUGUGUGUGUGCUUGUAUGUGUGCGUGUGAGUUAAUUUAUCAUCCUUGUCAUCGGAUUGUGAAUUUGUGAACUUGUGAGAACACAUUAAGUAUCACGGUUUUAUUAAGCACGCCCAAGUCGUUGAGUUGUCCCAUUUCAUUGACAUGAGCACAAACACUUCCUUGUGGAUCUGAGCCCAGCAGUGUGGUGCAUCCUGGCACUGGUCCAAUUUCACCCUGCAACACUGACUCUGUAUGACGUGUGUGCGUGUGAAUGUGUGUGUGCGUGUGUACGUGUGUCAAAGAAAUGUUUCCUAUGACUACAUGGUGUGAAAAAUGCAAAUGUGCCCCUUAUGUAAAUUGUGUGAAACUAUUUAUUCGGGAAAGCAUGUGCUUGCUCUCUCUGACAUGUUUAGCUUAGAGCAAACCAGAUGUUGGUGUGGACUUCUGUAGGCUGCCUGUUAUAAUAUGACAUGAUGGAUAUUUCAGUUUUUGUAUAUUCCUUACUCCUGUGUGUUUGUGCAAAUAAAAAUGACAAAUGACUUCAAACAC
Messenger RNA from Engraulis encrasicolus (European anchovy), 2575 nucleotides. It is a transcript of the gene pdcl, whose product is annotated as phosducin-like. The transcript is spliced from 4 exons. The record is from RefSeq and is a predicted model, not a curated record. The coding region runs from base 87 to 1031 and encodes 314 amino acids. Gene Ontology annotation, biological process: regulation of G protein-coupled receptor signaling pathway; heterotrimeric G-protein complex assembly. NCBI's taxonomy places the organism in Eukaryota, Metazoa, Chordata, Actinopteri, Clupeiformes, Engraulidae. Gene Ontology annotation, cellular component: cytoplasm.